Messenger RNA from Momordica charantia (bitter melon), 730 nucleotides. NCBI's taxonomy places the organism in Eukaryota, Viridiplantae, Streptophyta, Magnoliopsida, Cucurbitales, Cucurbitaceae. The record is from RefSeq and is a predicted model, not a curated record.
CACAGGAGCUACUUUAGGUGCACCCACAAGUACGAUCAGGGCUGCAAGGCCACAAAGCAGGUGCAGAAAAUGGACGACGGUUCAGGAAACUACAAGAUCACUUACAUGGCGUCCCACACGUGCGGUCUCGCUGCCCCGAUCGCCACCGUCGUUGCUGCCGAUCCUCCCCUCUCCGCCUCCAACUCCUACAACAUAUGCUUCUCCAACUCGGGCAACGACCAACGGGGCGAUAGUACUGCAGACUGUUUCGUCUGGCCCGAGGGCGACGAUAGCGUGAAGGGAGAGACGACAAGUGAAGUGACAGACGGGACAGAUAUUCUCUGGUCGGAGUUUAAGGAUUUUGGGGACUUGCAGGAGAUGCCGACGACGAACCAAUACUGUUUCUCGAUGGGAGAUGAUGCAGAUUCUCAUGUGUUUGGGAUGGAUUUUUAUGGUGAUUUUACACUUUGAUUAACAAAAUUGUGUGUAUACAAUAAAAUCCUAAUUCUAGAUGAUGGUUGGAUGGUUUUUUGCAUAUUAGGAUGGUUGGAUUUUAAUCCAAUCUAAUAGCUUCAGAUUUUUUAUGUGCAGUAAUAUUAAAAAUACCUUCCUUUAUUUCUGCCACUUGUAUAUAUGUUUCUCUUCCAACCAAAUUAGUGUCUUCCAACCAUGCUCGAUUUAGCUUUAUUGGUGAGCUAGAGGGCAUGAAGUUUUUGACGUAUCACCUACUAUGAGAUCUUGUGUUCAUAUU